This is a messenger RNA of Perca fluviatilis (European perch), 2731 nucleotides long. RefSeq names its product RNA binding motif protein 12Bb (gene rbm12bb). The record is from RefSeq and is a predicted model, not a curated record. Gene Ontology annotation, cellular component: ribonucleoprotein complex; nucleoplasm. Gene Ontology annotation, biological process: regulation of RNA splicing. Gene Ontology annotation, molecular function: RNA binding. Lineage: Eukaryota; Metazoa; Chordata; Actinopteri; Perciformes; Percidae. The transcript is spliced from 2 exons. Bases 175 to 2082 code for a protein of 635 amino acids.
GAAGAAAAACGGGAGGGGUGGGGGUUGCCAAUCGCCAAUAAACUCUGAAGAAGAAGACUAGACGAGAGCGACAAGAAGCCAAACCAAACUUAACUGACCUGAACAUAUCCGCUAUUCUCGAUUUUGCACUAGAGUCUGUGCUUGUCGAUUGUGUGCUGUUGUUUGUACUUCAGCAUGGCGGUCGUCAUCCGUUUACAGGGACUAAGAGUCACAGCAGGUUCGGAGGAUAUUCGCAAGUUCUUCGCUGGCCUCAAAAUUCCAGAUGGAGGGGUGCAUAUAAUUGGUGGGGAGCUUGAGGAAGCUUUCAUUAUCUUUGCUUCCGAUGAAGAUGCAAGAAGAGCCAUGACACAGUCAGGAGGUUGCAUUAAGGGUUCACCUGUUCAAUUGCUACUAAGUAGUAAAACAGAGAUGCAGAACAUGCUUGAAAGAAGUACAACAAAUGUAGAGCUAGAUGAACGGAGACGACUUGAGGAGAAUGCAAGACGUGCUAGAAGAUCUGUGGAUCCUGAGGUGGUCAGGAGAUCGGCUAGCAGAUCAGAUUAUUCCCCUCCCCCCCAUCACCAGAGGGCUUCAAACACUAAUGAUGACUUUGUGCAUGUGUUUCUAAAUGGAAUGCCUUUCUCUGUGACUGAAGAGGAAGUCCGUGACUUUUUCUUUGGUUUACUUAUUGAUGAUAUGGUCUUAUUGAAAAAUGCACAGGGUGCCAACAAUGGGAAAGGUAUCGUCAAAUUUGCAACAAGAGAGGAUGCACACGAAGCCCUGAAGAGGGAUAGGAAAUACAUUGGGUCAAGGUAUGUGGAGGUUUCCACAACGACAGCAGACUUUUGGCAUCGGGCUACUGGUAAAGAGUCAAUGGCUGUCAACAACUUUGAAAGGGAUAGAUCACCUGUUCGCCAUCAGAGGAAUCCACAUCAUGUCAGGUCACAAUCUCCUUUGAGGCCGGUUUCUUCCGACGAUGAGUACUGCGUUUUGAUGGAAAAUCUGUCCUUUGCAGUGGAAAAAGAAGACAUAAAAAAGCUUUUUCGUAAUGCAAAGCUUGAGGAUGACCAGAUCCUACACUUAAUUGGCAGUGAUGGGAGAAGAACUAGAUCUGCAUUUGUGCUGUUUAAGAGUCUGCGUGACUAUUGUGAUGCCUUGACUCCUGAAAAAAGGCAGUUUUUCAACCGAUGGAUUUCUACCCGGCCAAUCUCGAGAGAGAAAAUGAUCACCCUUCUGGAAGCUCAGAGCAUGGAUGUUGGACCUUCUGAAAACUCUGAAAUGUUUCAGGAGAGGCCUCCAUCUUACCCCAGUGAUCCUUAUGACUCAGAAAAAAUUUGUGUGUUUGUGCGGAACCUGCCAUUUGACGUACGGAAAGUUGAGAUCAUGGACUUCUUCCUUGGGUUUAAUAUCACAGAGGACAAGGUGUUUGUGCUGCGUGACCAUAACGGUGCUGGAGUUGGAAAGGCGUUAGUUCUCUUCCGGUCUGAGGCAGAGGCUAUGAGUGCACUCUCUCUCAAUGGACAAAGGUUUCUCGGGUCAGAGGUCACACUGAAAUGCAUUUCACGUUCUCAGAUGCGGCAGUUGGGUGUUGAGCCACCAGUGGUGCAAGAGCCAAUUGUGCAAGAGCCAAUGCCAAGAGAGGAGCGGUACUCAGGCAGGAGAAGCGAGGCAUCCUAUCGCCUUGGUGACACAGAGUACCCCGACUUUAGGAUUUCUCGUGAUGGUAAUAUACCAAUGACCAAUGCACAGGCUCACAUCCACGGAGGCAGAGAUUAUGAGCCCCAUGCAGGAGGCCCUCAUGCUCCACAAGACAGAGGUAAUGGCUUUCGUGGUGGCUUUGGUCCCUCAGUGCAACAUUUUGACGGUCCCACUUGCGUAAAGCUGCUUAACUUACCAUUCCAAAUCAGAAGUGAAGAAAUCUAUGACUUUUGCUAUGGAUUUCGCAUUAUCCCUGGAUCUGUCUCACUGCAGUAUGACCAGAGAGGAAAAUCUAAAGGCUCUGCAACUGCAGUAUUUGAGUCCCGUCAGGAGGCGUUGACAGCAGUUGAGGAACUGAGUGGAAGACCAAUAGGUCCAAGAAAAAUACAGCUAUUACUUGAGUAAAAGUGACAUUGCCUUGCAUGGCAUCUAACAUGCCCUAGCAGUGUAGGUUGGACAUGUACAGUGUUGAUUAAGGGAUAAAAUUGCCUUGUCUUUUCUUUUCUUUUUUGAUUACACAAUACAAUUGUGAAUACCUGGAAUUUAGUUUUUUUUUUUUUUUUUAUUAUUAGGUUAUAUAGUCUUUUGACUAAAUAUGGGGUUUGUAUGCAUUUUUUAUCUUAAAGUGAAAUACUAGAUUUUUGGUUGACAUUUCUUACAUUUAAUUUACAAUAUAGUGUGGAAUAAUGUUGUGAAAUGUUAUUUUUUAUAUAAAAAUGCAUACCUUUUUGAAUUGUUAUAGUUGAAUUGAAUACGUUUUUCUUCACACAUCUGUCACUUGCAGUGUAAACACAUUUUGCUUGCCACAUAAACCUUACUUAUAUAAAGUGCAGGUUAAUCACUAAUUAAAAGGAAUCAGUUAGUGAUAACUUUUAAGAUUAGUUUAAAUAGGAUACCCUUAAGUGGUUAUCUGUGGGAUAUACAGUAUUUGCCUUUUUAAAAACAAAAAGGUCCAAGAGCAAGAUUGUAAAACAAGAUAAUAGGACAAGUGACCACUGUGAGAUCUGUAAUAUGUAUUUCAAAUUAAAAAACUUGUAAACUUUCUAAAUUUGAA